This is a messenger RNA of Aspergillus vadensis CBS 113365, 2007 nucleotides long. RefSeq names its product HET domain-containing protein. The coding region runs from base 1 to 2007 and encodes 668 amino acids. The record is from RefSeq and is a predicted model, not a curated record. The transcript has a single exon. NCBI's taxonomy places the organism in Eukaryota, Fungi, Ascomycota, Eurotiomycetes, Eurotiales, Aspergillaceae.
AUGUCGCAAUCCGAGGACUUCUAUCAGAAAUUGAAUUCGAGGCCGAGGCAGAUUCGUCUUCUCACCAUAGAGCCGGGUAAAUGGACAAGGGCUAUCCAGUGCACAUUGAGACAAACCUCGUUAUCCAGUGCAGGACAAUAUGAAACUCUCUCUUAUGCCUGGGGAGACCCAGCUGUCACCAAGACCAUUAUUGUAGAUAAGAAGCCCUUCCAAGUCACGGUAAACCUUGCAUCGGCACUCCGUCAUCUCCGCCGUGACACUCCUCGUACGAUGUGGAUUGACGCCAUAUGCAUCAACCAAAUGGAUUUGGAAGAGCGCGCUUCGCAAGUGAGCUUUAUGCGCGAUAUCUACCAGCGAAGUGUCUCGACAGUUAUAUGGCUUGGUGAGGGCGAUGAUCGCGUCAAGUCAUCAUUCAAGCUUGCUCGAAGAUUUCGCCAGAAAAAUCGCGAAGAUCGACCGUGGCAUCCAAAGAGCAUUCUGCUUCUUCACAAACUAAUCGGAAACAAACAUGGGUAUCGAAGCUUAGAAUUUCUGACUACUGAGGUGCUGAUGCGACCUUGGUGGACCAGAGCAUGGGUACUGCAAGAAGCCGUGGUAUCGAAACGUCCAAUAAUCAAAUUUGGACAUGAGGAAAUCGAGUGGUACUACUUGUGGUGGCUUGCCAGUGGCCUUGUGGGUGGCAUGAACUCGCGCUUCUUGUCUGCUCCAGAGUCCGCUGGAACGUUAAAGGAAGUACUUAAAAUUCAGAAAAUGAGAGUUGCGCUCAAGCAAAAACGCCAAAUUCCGCUUGCACAGCUGGUUGCUUGGAAUAGACGGCAGCGGUCUACAGAUGCCAGGGAUAAGAUAUUCAGCCUUCUGGGCUUAGUGUCGGACACACCUGUGUACUGUCUAAGACCUAAUUAUUCCGCGAGCAAUAAGCUGGUGAAUGUGUGUCUUGGCCUUGUGGAGCAGUCUAUCGGAGAGGGAAGUCUGAAUAUUAUCUGUAUGUGCCAGGGAAGCGAGAAGCCCAACUGGCCAUCUUGGGUACCUGAUUGGGAUGUUCACUCAAGUCAGAACGCUGAGAUUGCAUACCCCUUGAUAAGCUCCUUGGCUGAUCAAGGCAGAACAGAUAUAGCUGGUUGGAACAAUGGACCUUUAAGUUCUGACUACGAUGCAUCUCGGUCACUGGCGCCCAAGUACAACUUACUUCGGAGCCCACUGGCUUUAAGAGUGGCGGGUGUUUGUGUCGACACCAUUCAUCGACUGGCGGAUACUAAUCAUCCGGAUAAACGCAAGCAAUGGUGUUCAAAAAGGCCGGAUCCAUGGGAGAACCUCCUAUUGUCGUAUUUUCGAUGCCCGUCCAUCAUCAGACAAGUUUCAAACUGGAGAUAUGUGGGCAAAGAAAGGAGGCCGUGGGCAAGAAAUGUGCUUUUAUAUGCGAAGGAGACUUAUCAAGAUGUGCGCGCGUAUGUUAACCCGGACGAUGAGUUUAUCUUAGAAUGGUCCAGGUUGAUGCAUGAAGUAAAGAGAUCGGGAUACGAGUGUGGAUACGUCAGCGGUGGCUCGUUCGCGAACGCAUACUUUCGGACACUGAUUACCGAUGUAAUGUUCACCGGUAAUAGAAGAAAGGGUGUCUUUGACCCACUAUAUGCUGAUCUUCAAGCUGGGAGUGCUGUUGGAAGAGGCGAUAAGAACACUGGAUUCGAGGAUACUGGCGAUUGUCUUAACGGAGAUGUGGGAAGAAGCUACGUAUUCGCGAUAACUUGCGUAUCCACCAUCAAGCGGGCAACCUCAUAUCGUCGACUGAUGAUCUCUUCGAAAAGGUACAUAGGCCUGGUACCAGCAAAGGCUCAAGAAGGAGACCUCAUAUGCGUUCUCUUCGGUUGUUCCGUUCCUGUUAUCCUACGCAAGCAAGGGGAUAACUAUACCUUCAUUGGGGAGAGUUAUGUACAUGGGAUUAUGGACGGCGAGGCAAUCGAGAUGAUGCAUGAGGGGUCCUUGGUGGAAGAGAAGUUUACUCUGAUAUAA